Messenger RNA from Capra hircus (goat), 6961 nucleotides. RefSeq names its product X-linked inhibitor of apoptosis (gene XIAP). The transcript has 7 exons. NCBI's taxonomy places the organism in Eukaryota, Metazoa, Chordata, Mammalia, Artiodactyla, Bovidae. The record is from RefSeq and is a predicted model, not a curated record. Gene Ontology annotation, cellular component: spindle microtubule; cytoplasm; nucleus. Bases 827 to 2320 code for a protein of 497 amino acids. Gene Ontology annotation, biological process: regulation of cell cycle.
GCGGGAGGCUGGCCUCGCGGCGGGGGCGGAGGCCCGAAGACUUUGAGGGGCUCGGCGGCGCGGCUGGGGCGGGAGACAGACGGGCUGCGCCGCGUGCCUUGUCUGUUUGAGGCCGUGGCUUGGAGGCACUUUGGAUUCCCCGACUCGUGGUUGCUCUGGGCGGUGGGCGGGCGAGUGAGGGAAAGGAAGGGACUUCCGUUUCCUUCUAGGCUGGGGCCUGGCCGCCGAGAGGAGUUGGCACUUCCAGAUUGGGGCUUGGGCCGCCCCUCCUCCAGGACCCUCCCCUCAGCACCGCGCGGGGCGCCUCGGGCGAUCUAGGCCGGCUCUCCUGGCGCGGUGGGUACUGCCCGGGCGGGCUUCCGCCUCCCUCCCCUUUCCUUCUCUCCCCUCCCCUCUCCUUCUGUCUUCCCUUCUCUUCUCCCCUCCUUCUCCUUGGGCCCCGCGCUGCGAGGGAGGGCAGGGGGGCAGCCCCUGCCAGGCGCGAGUGGCCCGCCCGGGGUUCGUGCCCAGGCUCCCGGGACUGGCGAAGAAAGGCAUGGGUGGCUUCAGGCCGCCUGCGUGCCUCCUCAAACCCCGUGACCCCUAAGGUAAAACGAGUCGAAGAACUUUUUUUAAAAAAUGAUCUAAGGGGACCCCCCGCCCCCCCCCAUCUGAUGCCUGUGCCAGGGUAUGGAGCUGGGUGGAGUGUGUCUGGUAAGAGCAUGUGAACAGAAAGAAUAGAAGCCAAAGACCUUCCGGAAGAGGAAAUUAGCUAGUAAUUCUUUCCAACCUUUGUCACCUCCCCAGCAUAUUCUAAAAGGUGGACAAGUCCUAUUUUCAAGAGAAGAUGACUUUUAACAGUUUUGAAGGAUCUAAAACUUGUGUACCCGCAGACAUCGAUAAGGAUGAAGAAUUUGUAGAAGAGCUUAAUAGAUUAAAAACUUUUGCUAAUUUUCCAAGUAGUAGUCCUGUUUCAGCAUCAGCACUAGCACGAGCUGGUUUUCUGUAUACUGGGGAAGGAGACACCGUGCGGUGCUUUAGUUGUCACGCAGCAGUAGAUAGAUGGCGAUAUGGAGACUCAGCAAUUGGAAGACACAGGAAAGUAUCCCCAAAUUGCAGAUUUAUCAAUGGCUUUUAUUUGGAAAACAAUGCUGCACAGCCUACAUAUUCUGGUGUCCAAAAUGGUCAGUACAAAGCUGAAAACUAUCUGGGAAACAGAAAUCAUUUUGUUUUAGAAAGGCCAUCUGAGACUCAUGCACACUAUCUUUUGAGAACUGGACAAGUUGUAGAUUUAUCAGAUACUGUAUACCCAAGGACCCCUGUCAUGUGUAGUGAAGAAGCUAGAUUAAAGUCAUUUCACAACUGGCCAAACUAUGCCCACUUAACCCCAAGAGAGUUAGCUCGUGCUGGACUCUACUACACAGGUAUUGACGAUCAAGUAGAGUGCUUUUGUUGUGGUGGGAAGUUGAAAAAUUGGGAACCUUGUGAUCGUGCAUGGUCAGAACAUAGGCGACACUUUCCUAAUUGCUUCUUUGUUUUGGGCCGGAAUAUUAAUAUGCAAAGUGAAUCCACUAUUGUGAGUUCUGAUAGAAAUUUCCCAAAUUCAACAAAUGCUCCAAGAAAUCCAGCCAUGGCAGAUUACGAAGCACGGAUCAUUACAUUUGGGACGUGGAUGUACUCGGUUAACAAGGAGCAGCUUGCAAGAGCUGGAUUUUAUGCUUUAGGUGAAGGUGAUAAAGUACAGUGUUUUCACUGUGGAGGAGGGCUAAAUGAUUGGAAACCCAGUGAAGACCCUUGGGAACAACAUGCUAAGUGGUUUCCAGGCUGUAAAUAUCUGUUAGAAGAGAAAGGACAAGAAUAUGUAAACAAUAUUCAUUUAACCCAUUCAAUUGAGGAGUCUUUGGCGAGAACUGCUGAAAAAGCACCAUGGUUAACUGAAAGAAUUGAUGAUAAAAUAGUCCAAAAUCCUAUGGUACAAGAAGCUAUACGAAUGGGAUUCAGUUUCAAGGACAUUAAGAAAACAAUGGAGGGGAAAAUUCAGACAUCUGGGAGCAACUACAAAUCACUUGAGGUUCUGGUUGCAGAUCUAGUGAAUGCUCAAAAAGACAAUACACAAGGUGAAUCAAGUCAGACUUCAUUACAGAAAGACAUUAGUACUGAAGAGCAGCUAAGGCUCCUACGAGAGGAGAAGCUUUGCAAAAUCUGUAUGGAUAGAAAUAUUGCUGUCGUCUUUAUUCCUUGUGGACAUCUGGUCACUUGUAAACAGUGUGCUGAAGCAGUUGACAAGUGUCCCAUGUGCUACACAGUCAUUACUUUCAAGCAAAAAAUUUUCAUGUCGUAAUCUAACUACAGUAGGCGUCUUAUGUUCUUAUUACCCUGAUUGAAUGUGUGAUGUGAACCAACUUGAAGAAAUCAGCAUUGAAUUCCAUUAGCAUUUGCUGCCAAGUAGGAAGAAAGUGUAAACUGCGAUGUUAUAGUUGGCAGUCUAAAAUUUGAAUUUCUGGAUUUUUCAGGAUGUUAACUGUAUUAGCUGUUCUAUUUUUCUCCCACUGUUAUUUAAUUGAAACCCUAGACUAAGAAGCAUCAUAACUGAUCACAAUGUGUGUUUUAUAGUACACUGACUUAGUUUUCUAAAUGUAAGUGAAUUAAUCAAUUGAAUUUUUCAUUCAUUUUGGAUAGGCUUAACAAAUAGAGCAUUCUGUAUGAAUGGAGAUUAGAGUUAAUCUCCCCAAUCACAUAAUUUGUUUUGUGUGAAAAAGGAAUGAACUGUUCCACAUUGGUGGAAAGAUGGAGAUGAUUUUUAGAUGUUUGUGUUUUAGGAUUUUGUCCAUUUUCUUUUAAAUUAUACACAUGUACUUGGGUGGAUGAUUUUUUUUUAAUGAUUUUGCCAUUGUUAAAAGGGUAUUUAAUGAUUGAAUACCAUUUAGCCUACAUGUACUGACAUAAAAAGACAUCAGAGGUAUAUUAAGUGUAAAAUCAAAUGGCAAAAUACUAUGUGUAGAAUGAGCCAAGUGAAGGUGUGUGUAUUUUAUAUACGUGUAGAACAGAAGAUUGGAAAGCUAGGCACCAAACUGUUAAAUGUGGUUUCUCUUGAAAGGGGGUGGGGGGAUGGGUCCCAGAGGGGCUUUAUAGGGGCCUUUCACUUUCUACUUUUUUCAUUUUGUUCUGUUUGAAUUUUUUAUAAGUAUUAUUACUUUUGUAAUCAAAAAUUUUAGAAAGUAUUUUACUGAUUUAAAGGCUUAGGCAUGUUCAAACGCCUGCAAAACUACUUAUUGCUCAGCUUUAGUUUUCCUAAUCCAAGAAGGCAGGGCAGUUAACCUUUUUGGUGCCAAUGUGAAAUUUAAAUGUUUAUAUGUUUUUCCUGCUUUGUGAAUGAAAAAUAUUUCUGAGUGGUAGUUUUCUGACAGGUAGACCAUGUCUUCUCUUGUUUAAAAAUAAUAUUCCUGAUUUUGUAAAAUGAAAUAUAAAAUAUGUCUCAGAUCUUCCAAUUAAUUAGUAAGGAUUCAUCUUUAAUCCUUGCUAGUUUAAGCCUGCCUAAGUCACUUUACUAAAAGAUCUUUGUUAACCCAGUAUUUUAAACAUGUCAGCUUAUGUAGGUAAAAGUAGAAGCAUGUUUGUACACUGCUCGUAGUUAUAGUAACAGCUUUCCAUGUUGAGAUUCUCAUAUCUUGUAUCUUAAAGUUUCAUGUGAAUUUUUACCAUUAGGAUGCUUAAGAUGUAUAUAGGAUAAAAUGUCAAGUCUUCACCUAAGUUUUUUGUUUUCUUGUCUAGUAAUAAUAGCAGAUACUUCUGGAAUGUUCUCCCAAGAUCCUUAAAAACUUCUUGGAAAUUAUAAAAUACUGACAAGAAAAGAAGAAUAGUUUUUUGAAUAUUAAAGAGGGUAAGAAUCAAUAUAGGUUAAAAAGAUAAAAGUUUAAAAAUGCUUCAUAGAACACCCAGGCAAAGAUCCUCACAACAAUCUGUUGUAGAGGUGAGUGAGGCAUUUUACUGUAGAGAAAAGGUUGAGAGUAAAACUGUCAGAAGUUAUAUUUUUGUUGUAUUUUCUAAGAGAAAGAGUAUUGUUAUGUUCUCUUAACCUCUAUUAAUUACUACUUUGAUAUUCAUUUAAAGCAUUGCAAAUUUAAAUGAGAAUUUUUGAAGUCAAAUAAUGACCACCCUGUUUUUGUUGUACAAUGUAAAUCCUCAGUUCUUUACUUUUGCACUUUCUUCCACUUAGAUUUAGUUAUAUAUUCAUUAAAAGUUAAAUUUUAUAUGUAUAAGCUAAGCUUUAAAUUUAAACUUAAAUUACAAGGGGAGAAAAGUGUUAAAGGUUUAAAAAUGUGUUUUCCAGGACACGUCAGCUCCAAGUCAGGUAGUUGGUUCAAUCUAGUUGUCCAAGGACUGAAUUGUUUUAACAUAAGGUUUUCCAGUUCUGGGAGCCUCAGUUCUUUAAAACUCUUAAAACUUGUAUGUUUAGACUUAGGUAAAACCUUUUUUCUCCCCAUCAGUUGUGAAAUUUAAUGUAUGAAGCUGAUGUGGCUAACAAGUUUAUUUUAAGAAUUGUUUAGAAAUGCUGUUGCUUCAGGUUCUUAAAUCACUCAGCACUCCAACUUCUAAUCAAAUUUUUAAAGACUUACCAAUGUUUGCCUGUGUUUGCACUGAAAACCUCCAAUUAAAAUAAAUAAAUUUAUAUUUUAAAAAUCUAACAACAACAAAAAAAAUAACUCCAGAUGAUCCCUGCUGCUACUGCUGCUGCUAGUCGCUUCAGUCAUGUCCGACUCUGUGCGACUCCAUAGACGGCAGCCCACCAGGCUCCACUGUCCCUGGGAUUCUCCAGGCAAGAACACUGGAGUGGGUUGCCAUUUCCUUCUCCAAUGCAUGAAAGUGAAAAGGGAAAGUGAAGUCACUGAGUCGUGUCUAACUCUCAGCGACCCCAUGGACUGCAGCCUACCAGGCUUCUCCGUCCAUGGGAUUUUCCAAAUGAUCCCUAGCCUUGAAAAAUAAAGCACGAGGGAGAGAGACUGAAAAAAAAAAAAAGCACUGGAUCCUUCUCAUCUAUUUGUGCAAAGAAUGAUCACUUGCAAGGUCAAAAAUAUAGCCAGAUCCAAAUCUCUGCCUCCCCCUUCCCAAAAUAGUUCUCAGUAUCUCCAUGUAGACUUCCUUUUCUGUAUAAAGUUCACUCUAAGAUUUCAAAGGCACUGCCUAUUUUACUACGUUUUAGUCAUGUGAAGAGUUAAGUUGUUUUGUAAUAAAUAAUUGUCUUUUUUCAUAAUAAUCUGGUAUGCUAAUCAAAAGCCUUGUCUUAAUUUUUGAGAAAUGAGUUUAGUGUUUAUAAAGUAAAUUCCAGUUUAUUAAGUAAUGGCUUUGUAUUACCUUUCCUGCUAGAUUUUUGUUUAUUUUCCCUUGUGUUAGGGGCUAAGAUGGAGUAGGUGUAGUGAAUGUAUGUGAUGUGAUUUGGCCCUGUGUAUUAGAAUCUUUUGUUGUUUUUUCACUUAAAUGUUGGUAGUUUUCUUCCUGGUUUUCAUUUUAGUGGAUAAAAUUGGUAUUUUAAACUCUGAAUGGAGACUACCACCACAGCAUUAGUUCCACGUAUUGUAUCCUUUAGACUGAAAUCAUUGUUUUAUUUCCUGAUUACCCAGUUGGUUGAAUAUGGGGAAAAGGGGUGGAGGGGUUGGAGAAAUAGGAUAGGUUGUAUAUCGUUUCAAUUAGAGAAAGAAGAAAAUGGGACUGAAUAUUUGACAGAUAUGAUUUUUAGCCACAUCUGGUUUAGAAAAGAGGUAACCAUUUCUUCAUCUAUGAAAUGCAAAUAGUACCUGUCUUACAAAAUUAUAAGAGUUGAGGUGACCGUAUGUGUAAAAUACUUGUUAUAAAUGUUAAUUCCCUUCCUAACACUUUUUUGCUUCCAUGGAUUAGCCUUGACUCUGGAAAUUAGGGCUAAAACUUAGAUAAUAACUCUUUCACUGACUCUUAAUUCAUCUUUCUCGUUGUUUGUCAUAGUUAAGAUGCAAAGUACAGUACACAAGUAGGUCAAAUCCUUAAAAAUAUUUAAAUUCCUUUUUUAAAAGCUUAAAACAAUAUUCUUACCAAAUUUAGUUGAGCUUUUCUAAUAGAAACAAUUGGCUUAGUCCCACUUUUAUAAUCAGUUUGUUUGACUUAUAAACUUAGCACAAUGUGAAUUUCACUUGCAGCACAACAGAAUCAUAGGAUGUCAGAGCUAGAAGUGACCUUAGAGAGUAUCUAAUUCAUCCCCCUUGUUUUAAGAUGAACCAUCUGAGGCUCAAUGGUGAAAUGAUGUGUUCAAAGCUAUAUAACUAAUUAGUGAUAGCCCAGACUGGGACAUAGUUUGAUGGUGAAAAACUUCAAGCUACCCCUCCAGGGAGGUCUCAAAUGUUUAUUUUUUUCAACUAUUCUUUAUUCUAUACCAUAACAUUCACUACAUAUUAAAUGACACUUUAUAACUAAUACGGUAGGACAAUCUUAAAUACAUAUGGCUUCAAAUUGUACAAUACUACAUUGUUUCGGUGCUAAGAUUCUAUUUUGAAGUCUAAAGUUUGCAGAAAUGCAUAUAGAUUUUUUUGCAUUUACUACAUUCUUCUUGUGUAUCAUUAAUUGUGUAUCAUGUAAAAUGACUAUGUAAGUAUAUUUUGUCAUUCUGUUUAUACUUAGCAACAAAUUUGCAUUUUUAUUUGAUAUAACAAAGGCUUUAAUGUAAUUUUUGUUAGAAGAUUUUGCAUUACCUUUAUACUUUAUAUCUAACCGGACAGAAUGACUGAUUCUUAUGUCAUUGUAAUAGUGUUGUAAAUAAUCACGUGAAAUGUGUGAGAUAGAGUACUAUAUUUGUGAAUAUAAUUUUAUGGCUGUUUUCAUUUAGUAGAAACCUUUCCAUCGGUAUGGAAAACUAAGAAAAUUGCUUUCUACUGUAUAAUCUGGCAGUCAUCAUAGAUUAAAGCUUAUUUUUCUGUGACUAAAAACUUAUCCAAUAAAGCACUAUUCUUUAAAAUGG